AUGGGCUACUGCUCAGGCAAAGAAGUCCUUAAAUAUUGGUUAUUGCUUAAAUCUCUUGAAUUGGUCCAGACCCCUAGUGGCUUUCAGGCCAAUUUGGGCAUUGGAGAGGUUUUACAUGCUGAAUCAUGGAGCUUAUACUAUGGUUUGAAACAAGCUAUUUCUUGUGGUAUUGAUAUGCUAGAAAUCGAAUCUGAUUCGACUCUUUUGGUCAAACUUGUUCUCGACAAUGAUACUACAUUUCACCCUCUUGGCUCUCUGAUUUCUUGCUACAGAAAUUUGCUCGGGAGAUUCAGUUCUGUUUCUCUUAAUCAUAUUUUUAGAGAGUGCAAUAUGGUGGCUGACUGUUUUGACAAAAACAGUAUUAACCAUGACUAUGGAGUGAUUGAAUUUGCCGACCCUCCUCCUCAUGCUUUGCAGGCUUACUUGGAUGAUCUGGAUUCUGUUGGUAGACCAAUUGGGCAUGAUUUUGAUGAUGUUUAG
Molecule: messenger RNA, 480 nt
Organism: Rosa chinensis
Lineage: Eukaryota; Viridiplantae; Streptophyta; Magnoliopsida; Rosales; Rosaceae
Exons: 2
Coding region: 1-480 (159 amino acids)
Molecular function (GO): nucleic acid binding; RNA-DNA hybrid ribonuclease activity
Source: RefSeq, a predicted model, not a curated record